CAUACACACAAAGUGCAAAGAGCAAACUGCUAAAUAGGGCUUUCUACAUUUUGCCCUACCUACUGUAUACAGUAUAUCUGUUACUGUUAUUAAAUCGCAGCUGAAUGGGGACCUAGGCCGUGAUUGAAAUACCGUUAUUCUUAUUCAUCACCUGUGUGCGUGUUAACUAUUGUUUCGGCAGCACACAUCAAAAGGACUUUUCAGAUAAAACAAGGUUACAACAUGAGUGGUUUGCAGACAUGCAGCGGGACAAGGGCUGGUUUGCUUCGACUACCAGUAUCUAUUAACCAACAAUUCUUUAAUCGAGAUCUCGCAAGAACAGCUAUAAAAAAACAUGAGACAUAUUUGCAAGAGAACCAAGACCGUCCACAUCGAUUCGCCAUUCGUAAUUUCCUCGCCGUCUUCCAUUUUAGAUUAGGGAAUAUAUUCAAGGCAUGCGAGUACUUCGAAGAGACUUUAUGGGAAGAUGAAACCAACAUAAAUGCCAUAUCAGAUUUAGCAUACGUUAAUGAGAAGCUGUAUCAGCAUUCAUUUGCUGAGGAACUUACGGAAAAACUUAAUUCUCUCAUGGAAUUGCAAGACGAUGCGAAUAACUCACAGAAAGAAAUAAUGUUGAAACGGCGUAGCCGGUGUAUUGCCGAAAAAGGAUACAUUUUUGCGAAUGAUUUAAUUAGGGACACAGUUUCCAUUGACAAACAAACAGCAGCAAGUGAAAUGUAUUCGGAAGCGAUCAGACUAUCAGAAGGCAUUGUUGGCAAAGAAGAACUCCAAGAUUGGAAGUUUUAUCGAGGCUUACUUUAUAAAGAGAUGUAUAAUAUACAUCUGGAUUUCUACGUCUACAAUUCCGCAACCACAGACGAAUUGUAUAAGACGAGUGAGGACGGCUUCAAAUACAACAUGUCAGCCACCAAUAAGCAUCGCAAAGCGGAUGCAUACAGCCUUUUAGGAAGUUUAAUGGCAAAACGUUGUUCCCGUGGUAAGUGUCAACCAAAGAAAGAAGGUGGUCAGUUCAAGAAAAAUGAAUGUCAUUGCCGUACAGAAGCGAAUGAGUUUAUUAAGAGAGCUCUCCAUAAUGAUCCAACGAACAUUCGCAUUUAUGUUCGAUAUGGUCGCGAGUUGGCGCAUUCAAAGGACUUCGAAGGUGCUUUGAUUAAAUUUAACCAGGCUAUAAUGCUGGAUGAAUCUUCUACGAAUUGGUUUGCUUAUAGUUCAAGAGCUAAUUGGUAUAUUGAUAAGUACAUUCGAAGUAAACCUGAAAGUAAAGACCGGGGUUAUUUACUUUUAGCGGAAGCUGAUCUACUUAAAAGCAUUAUGGGAAAUCCUUCACCAAUUGAUUUGGGAAAACUGGGACACGUGUAUUAUCUGUUAGGACUAACAGCUAAAACCAGAGCUACUGAUUCCGAUGGGGCAAGAUGUCGAAGUAAUGAUGCUAAUGUAAAGGAUGAUAAAUAUUAUUUCCUCAAGGCACUGCAUUACUUCAUGAACGCUACAGAAACUGGGGAUGGAAAUCAGCGACAUGAUAUCCACUUCAAAAGAGGGCAGUGUUUACUUGAUAUGAAUGAGUUACGUGGCGCCGUUGAAAGCUUCAAAAAAGCUCUGGAAUGUGAGCGUCCGAACUGUAAAACAGUAAAAAAUGUUGAAAACUUGAUACUUUCAUUGUUUGAUUUGUACGAGAAAGUUGAGCAAGAUAAUCAAAAAGAAAUUCUUGCAGAAUUGUGUUUUUGGUGGUGCUUGGGGUUUAAGAACAAGUCUGUUGAGUCCUUUGUUAAUAAAAAGAAAAAUGUAAAGAAGAUGCUACGUCUCCUGGAAGCACUGUUGAAAAACCAUGAGGCUGAUCAAGACAAGGUUGUUACAGACCUGGCAGGUAUUUUGAACAAAAACGAACACAAAAAAGAAAAAGUAAAAACACUGUUAUCUAAAUACACACAUGGUGAAGUUUUUAAUAAAAACAGUGCCACAUUCAAAAGCAAGACAAUUUCAGAGAAGACACCAAGAGAAGAGGGUGAUGCAAUUCCACAUCGUGAUAACAAAACCAGAUCCAGAUCAGUCCAGAUUUGUCAGGAGCAUACAUCAUUUGCAAAAAGAACUAUUGAAAGUAGAUCUGACCAUGACCAACUCACAGUAGGUCUACCUGUUGUAGACGUUUCUGCGAACAUUCCCGUUAUUGUUGCUGCAACAUCUGCUGCUGAAUUGGAUGGAGCUGCUGUAGUUAAUGCUCCUAUUACUACUGCUCCUGCUACUACUGCUGCUGCUACUAACGAUGCCACAGUCGCAGUUGUUGAUGAUACUAACGUUGCUGUCAUCACAGCAAGUAGUCCACCCGCUACUGUUGGUCGUACAUUUGUAAAUAAUACUAGUUUUGUAGGAAGUACUAAUAGUACAUUUGAGUAUGGCAUUACCGCCUCUACUGCCACCACCAAUAACAUCACCGUCAAUACAACCACCACCACUACUACUACCACUACCAAUAAAGAGACUCUAAAAAGAUCGGAAACCCAUACUCUGUUAAAAAUCGAUAGUGAAGGAAUUUGUAUCACACCAGUUAGGGUCCAUCCUUCUGAACGUACAACAGAGCAGAAACAAUGUAGCAUCGCCGAUGUUGUACAAUAUAUCUGUAAACAACUUGAUGUGCAUGACUCAAGUAAACAAAGUAAAACAGCUCGACCCACCGUUCCUCAUCCACCGUCUAAAAGUAAGAGCGGGUUAGAUUACGAUUUCUUUGUUGUAUUCUCAGGAAAGCAAAAGGAUUGGGUGUAUUACACGUUACUUUCUCGUCUAGAGCAAACAUACAGAUUCAAAGGGUGUAUACCCGACCGAGAUUUUGCUCUAGGAGCAACUGUUUGCCAGAACAUAGAGAAAUCUGUUGAGAAGUCAGCAUGUACAUUGGUUGUGAUUGAUGAAGAGUUUUGUGAAGACCAUGCACUUUGUCACAGACUGUCAUACGCUUAUUUAACCAAUGUGCGAGUAAAGAGGCUCCUGAUACCUAUAGUUAAAGAGCAUCCUCGCAAUAUUCCGAUGGAAAUAUGCAACUUAACGCCGCUGAUUGCAACAAAAACAAUCAAUUUGUCGAAAUUAGCAAAAGAUAUUGAGAUAGCAAUUUUGGAAGAUACCGUAUGCCCGGUGUAGUAUGUAACAAAUAGAUAUUUUGAUAUUGAGUCAUCUAAUUACAAUAUAGAAUUUGUAUAUAUAUAAUAUAUAUAUAUAUAUAUAUUAUAUAUAUAUAUACGCAUGUGCUUAAUGUUUAUCUCCUGUCUAUUUCCCGGCAAAAGACACGUUCACAGCGUUUCGGUAACGUUAUUAAUUAACUGGCUGGGAAGAAUAUUAUGUUUAUAAUUAUGUUUAGACUAGUCCAACUAGCCGGUUUUUGUGAAAUAUAAGCAGUGGCGUAUCUAUUAGAGGUUUUAGCGCCGGUGGGGGGGGGGGGGGGGGG
Molecule: messenger RNA, 3430 nt
Organism: Anneissia japonica
Lineage: Eukaryota; Metazoa; Echinodermata; Crinoidea; Comatulida; Comatulidae
Exons: 2
Coding region: 223-3126 (967 amino acids)
Biological process (GO): signal transduction
Molecular function (GO): protein binding
Source: RefSeq, a predicted model, not a curated record